Messenger RNA from Cucurbitaria berberidis CBS 394.84, 1170 nucleotides. Its product is annotated as mitochondrial porin-like protein. The transcript is spliced from 6 exons. Gene Ontology annotation, biological process: monoatomic anion transmembrane transport. Gene Ontology annotation, cellular component: mitochondrial outer membrane. The coding region runs from base 149 to 1042 and encodes 297 amino acids. Gene Ontology annotation, molecular function: voltage-gated monoatomic anion channel activity. NCBI's taxonomy places the organism in Eukaryota, Fungi, Ascomycota, Dothideomycetes, Pleosporales, Cucurbitariaceae. The record is from RefSeq and is a predicted model, not a curated record.
GCCACCCGGUAGCGCACAUUUGGCGUGUGCCCUGACCUCACCCUACACAUGAGGUGUUUUCUCGUCUCGCAAAGCUUUACUCCAGUACAUAACCACACCGCCCCAUACCAUUCUUCAACCCCCCCAAUUCUCCCCACAAUCCGCCAUCAUGACUGAAUACGUCAAGGUCGAAAAGGUCAUCCCCAAGUUCCCGCCGCCGGCGUUCAGCGACAUCGCCAAGGCGUCGAACGAUCUCAUCAACAAGGACUUCUACCACACUGCCGCAGCUGCCCUUGAGGUCAAGCUCAAGGCACCCAACGGUGUCAACUUCACCGCCAAGGGCACCUCGGCGCAUGAUGGUCCCGUCACCUCCUCUCUCGAGGGCAAGAAGGCUCUCUCCAACGGCAUCAGCAUCACCCAGUCGUGGAACACCGCCAACCUCCUUGCUACCAAGGUCGAGCUCAACGACACCUUUGCCAGCGGCCUGAAGGCUGAGGUCCUCUCCAACUUCAGCCCCGCUGCUGGAAACAAGGGCCAGAAGGUCAACUUCCACUUCAAGCAGCCCAACUUCCACGGCCGCGCUUUCGUCGACUACUCGGCUGCUGGUGCUAUCGGCACCACCGCCGACGCUGUUGUCAGCCACGAGGGCUUCGUCGUUGGUGGUGAGGUUGGCUAUGAUGUGCAGAAGGCUGCCAUCACCAGGUACUCCGCUGCUCUUGGCUAUACCACCCCCCUCUACAACGCCGCCGUCACGGCCACCAACUCCCUGAGCGUCUUUUCCGCCUCGUACUACCAGAAGGUCAACCCGGCCGUCGAGGCUGGUGCUAAGGCUACCUGGGACUCAAAGUCUGGCUCCAACGUCGGUCUUGAGCUCGCUGCCAAGUACAAGCUUGACCCUGCCUCCUUCGCCAAGGCCAAGAUCAACAACCUCGGCAUUGCCUCCCUCGCCUACAACACCAAAGUCAACAGCGGCCUGACCUUCGGUAUUGGCGGUUCUUUCGAUACCCAGAAGCUGAACGAGGCCGGCCACAAGCUCGGCACCAGCUUCACCUUUGAGGGUUAAACGCUCUUAAAGGGUUGUCCAUGUAGAUACGAGUGGGGAGGUAGCUUUUUAGAUUCCUUUGGUUCUAUAGCGAAGCGGACUAAUCUUCUCGAUCGAUGUGAUGCAGUGAGCAAGUGUAGUAUGGCUUU